AUUUAUGGAGGUGCAAAGAUCGGUGACAGCAUUACAGUAGCGUGUUACACCUUACACACCUGUCCAUACAGAAAACCAAACAUCAUUCUGAAGGGUAUUGAAGGAUCUGAUCAAAUAGAUGAUGUCCGUAUGGAAAAUGGUCAAUGGAAAACCACUCGGACACGCACCGGUGUUGUGAAGGCAGAACGGUUAGAUAUUGAGUGUAGUGUAACACAUCAUGGAGGCAUAACAACAAGAGCUACGAAAUCACAAAGUGCAGAAUGUGUCCAUUAUAAUAUAACCAUUGAGCCUAAACAGGCAGCAGAUAUCAUAGAGGGUGUUGAUAUGAACUUCACUUGUACCGUCCACCAUUCCUGCCUGAUGAAUCCUCCGAUCCUCUCCUGGAACUAUGAGAACAUGCCGGUCAAAGAUGGAAAGAAACAACUUACAGGGUUUGAAUUGGCCACAUUUUCCACCAUAACAUUUUUGGUGGAAAAGAAAGACGAUGGGAAGAAAUUAAUCUGCACUACAAAUAUUUCUGGACAGAAAAUCACAGCAUCUGUCGACUUACAUGUACAAAAUUCUUUUAUAGAGUCUCCAAAACCAGUGACUCCAGUCCAGAAUAAAUAUUCUUUUACAGAGUCUCCAAAACCAAUGACCACAAUCCAGAAUAAAUCUGUUUCCCUGAAUGAAACCAAGUUGAGGACCUUUGACAUGAAGACAACUGGGCUUUACAUUCUAGCCCCUUCAUUUGCUUUGCUUCUCAUUUGCAUAUUUGUUGGAGUCAUCAUAUACAAGAAGUGUAACAGGUCAAAUGAUUUGCGUGCAGCUGUGGCCCGUAUACAAUAACCAAAGAGUCUUUAGAAAAUCCUGCACUUUGGAGGAUUAUGAAGAUUAUUACGCCAAUAUAGAAGAUCUCAACAUUCAUGGAAACGUCUAAGGAAAAUGCUCAAUAUCACCUGCAAAAUGUGCUCAAUAAAGUGUUUUAAACAGAAAAGAAAAUAGUCAACAUAUAUUUUAGUUAAUAUUAAAAAAUACUUUAUCAUUUCAUGGAAAAUAGCAUUAAUAUUUUAAUUUACAUGCUUUUAAAUUAUACGUCCUAUUACUUUAUCUGAUUUGUGUGGCAUUUGGAUCUCUCUUUGGCUUGUCAGUUCUAAUGAGCAAUUUGGCUAAGCAAACAAC
This is a messenger RNA of Paramisgurnus dabryanus, 1161 nucleotides long. RefSeq lists its product as uncharacterized. The record is from RefSeq and is a predicted model, not a curated record. NCBI's taxonomy places the organism in Eukaryota, Metazoa, Chordata, Actinopteri, Cypriniformes, Cobitidae.